AAUUCUUGGUUCUUAUAAUGGAUGAUGAAGAUAUAGCAAUUAUUUCGGCUGUGGUUCAACAGCAAAAUAUUUUCUUGCACCAACUAAUAAUGUUGCUGUCAAUGAAUAAUGAUGAUGACGAUGAUGACUUUAACAUUGACGAGGAUGAGAUGACCCAGAUGACUGCCAUAAAAACACAAAAGCCAGGAAGAUUAUGGUCGUUUAAGCGGUUCGGGACAUUUUGGGAGAAAGAUGUACCAGAAAACAACGAGGCGUUUUUCAAAGAGAGUUUCCGAAUGGAGAGGCCCUGCUUUGAUAUUUUAGUGAAUCGGCUUGAAGUGCUGCGAAAGAAGGACACCAACUGCCGAGCUGCAAUUCUUUUGGAAAAGCGCAUCGCCAUUGCGCUAUACACUUUGGGCUCGUCCUCUGAGUACCGAACAGUUGGCAGGCUUUUCGGUGUAGCUCCAAACAGUGUGUGUAAUAUCCUGCACGAGUUUUGCAGAGCACUUAUAGAUACAGAUUUACAUAUGUAAAUAUCGGCUCUGCAGGAAGGUGAAAUGACUCGAUGAUAUACCAGAAGUCAAGCCUUGCAAAACAUAUCGAAGCAUCGGCAUUACUCCAAGAGAAAGCCAAGGAAAUAAGCGGAGUAAACGUCCCUGUAAUGCUUAUCGGGGACUCGGCAUUUAGGUUUUCUAAAAAGCUGAUGAAACCUUCCCCGUUUUCCACAGUCGCCUCUUUGGAAUAGCGCACGUUUAACUACAACCUUUCCAAAGCUAGGCGAGUGGUGGAAAAUGCAUUUGGGCAUUUAAAAGCCAGAUUUCGAAUAUUCGGAAAAGGUCUUGAUAGCCACCAAAAAAAUAAUAGCGCCAUAAUAAUGAGCUGUUGUAUUUUACACAAUAUAUUAAAUAUGCACAACAGCGCGAUUAAUGAAAAUUGGGAGCUUGCAACAAAUGAGCAGCGCGAACAGCCCGAUACCAGCAACAGUUCUGCUGACUUUAAUCAGUCAGCAGAACAGAUACGAUCUGCAAUCGCAAAAUAUUGUGUAGACCGUAAUGAAAAUUAAAAA
This is a messenger RNA of Drosophila miranda, 1045 nucleotides long. RefSeq lists its product as uncharacterized. Lineage: Eukaryota; Metazoa; Arthropoda; Insecta; Diptera; Drosophilidae. The coding region runs from base 18 to 512 and encodes 164 amino acids. The record is from RefSeq and is a predicted model, not a curated record. The transcript is spliced from 3 exons.